ACUACGGACAGCUUCUCUCGCAAGGAUUUGGCCGAGCUAUUUGUCAUGAGUUAACUGGACACGGCUAUGGGAAAUUUCUUUGGCAACGCUAGAAUAUUACCAGACUAUCCAGAAGACCUUAGAAUUCAUGUGAAGAAAAUAACCUCGAUUCCUCUUGGAGAAGAGAUCGAUAAAAUACGCAACAAGGGACGUCUCAGUGAACACGACCGAGCAAGUAUCAAAUUUCUAAAAGCGGCCAUCCAUUUCAUACCUCUGGCAAAAGAAGAUGGAGCUGAUUUUGAAAAUGCCGCUUUCAUAUUUACCCAUCCAGGCAGGCAGUUUGUUGUUAUCGCAGGAAAGGGUGACUGGGAGUAUUACUUUUCCGAGGACAACAUCGGCGACAUAAAAGGUCAAUGUGCCCGCAGACCCUGGCUGAUGUACUUCUGGAACAAAGUCACAUCUGGUUUUUCUUGUAUCGCCUCGUUAUUGUCUGUUGCUGGAGUAGUCCUCAGGGCCUUAAUGCCUGCUUAAGAGUGAUCCUUUAGAGCUAAAUAUUGGUGUUUUGUCGCAUUUGUUCGUGCAUUUUAGAGCGCAAAACACUCUAGCCAAGGGUACCGGUUUAGUUAAUUUCUUUGCGAUAUGCAGAACGGAAGUUGCCUUCUUAGUUCUCGCUGGAUUGCUAUGUUCUGAAAGCUGCUCUUGUAGAUUAAAUUGUUGAGUGCUGUUAAGUAAAUACAGGGAGAUUUUGGACGCGACCUCGCUUUGAAAAGGCCUCUAUGGAAAAAGAGAGUGUUGUGAUGACAUGCCUACUAUUAGGGUACUUAAGAGCGUGCAUUAGGGCGAGUAAAAGAGAGACAAUUGGGUUAGCUAUAGAAAAUGUAAUAAAGAAGAAGAGAACUCAGAGUCUUGGUGUCUCCUGAUUGUGUGGGUCCUCUCAGAAGCUAGUUUCCCCCGUCAUUGUAUCUUUACAGAGGGUUAAACAAUGGACAACUAAAAAAGUUAUCCAGACACCCAACUACGAGACUUGAUAAAGUCGAAAUAAAAAUGAAGAAAGUCUUCAAGCAAAAAGGAGAAACGUAAACAUAUUUUUAUAUUGUUUAUUCCACUUUAUUUGAUUAUUCAUUGCAAUAAAUUUGGAGAAAAUC
Molecule: messenger RNA, 1124 nt
Organism: Pocillopora damicornis (cauliflower coral)
Lineage: Eukaryota; Metazoa; Cnidaria; Anthozoa; Scleractinia; Pocilloporidae
Product: G protein-coupled receptor 83-like
Biological process (GO): G protein-coupled receptor signaling pathway
Cellular component (GO): plasma membrane
Molecular function (GO): G protein-coupled receptor activity
Source: RefSeq, a predicted model, not a curated record